ACCCAGCCGGUCACCAUGGCACUUGCAAAAGGAGGCUGAAGGUUCUCAAGGAGAAGAGGAUCCCAUCCUCCCAAGCCCUCUAAACUGAUGCCUUCACCAUAACAUCUGGAGACCUGAGAGAGAACCUCAGUGUCCUGAAUCCAGCCCUUUACUGCUGCCUUUCCCUUCCCAUCCAUAUAUCCUACUCCAACGAAAUGCGGCACCAUUCACUCCAUAAUUUCAACGGUGACUACCCUACUCACAUCCACCUGCAGUAUGACUGAGCCGAUACCUGCUCAUUGCCACUUGAUGGACUAGGAGCAAGAAUGGUGGAGCGGGAACUAGGUGCGGAUGAAAUUGAAGAACUCCGUGAGGCUUUUGACGAGUUUGACAAGGACAAAGAUGGAUAUAUCAGCUGCAAAGAUUUGGGCCACCUCAUGAGGACAAUGGGGUACAUGCCCACAGAGAUGGAACUCAUAGAGCUGUCACAGCAGAUCAACAUGAAUCUUGGAGGGCGUGUGGAUUUUGAUGACUUUGUGGAGAUGAUGACACCCAAGCUGUUGGCAGAGACGGCGGGCAUGAUAGGACUUCAGGAGAUGAGGGAUGCCUUCAAGGAGUUUGACACAAACGGGGACGGGGAAAUCACUUUGGAUGAACUGCACCAGGCCAUGCAGAAGUUGAUGGGUGAGCGCUUGACCUCCAGGGAGAUUUCUGAUGUGGUGAAAGAAGCCGAUGUCAACGGAGAUGGAACAGUGGAUUUUGAAGGUGCAAGUUACAGAACAGUACGUUGGCCACUGACCAGAAAAUCAUUCCUCUCCCACUGUCAUAAGCAACCUAUAAGAAUUUGUGAGGAUGAUGUCACGCUGAUGGAAUCGUGCACACUUCUCUGCUUUUAAGGAUCAGCUACCUACAGCGCUUUUUGAAAAGUACAUGGAAUUCAACAUCAAAUCCCCGUCAGAACUGGAAGAUGCAAUCAAAUCUCAGUGUAUAAAAGAGAUUGGUGGGAGGGUGGGGGAGGGGCGUACUCUUGGACUGUCUCCCUAACGGGAGGGCCAGCAUUCUGCUUUGAAAAGGUCAAGGCACUGUCAGGUAUUUCUUUCCUCAUCCAUGAAAUCUGUGUCACAAACAACUUGCUGACUCUUGUGGAUGCAUCUUAAACUUUCCCCAGAAAUUCUGUCUCCAUACACUCGGCAAUAACGUACAAUAAAGAUUUCCUUGUAUAGGAUUGGCUCAGGAUCUGUGUGACGACUUUCUUGUGGUGCAACAACUAAAGCCACCCGCUGACUUUGGCAGAGGUCAGAGAAACAGUUUGACGACUCUGAGUCCCACCCUGUGAAAGCAGCUUAUCCGCUUCAUAAUCGCCGCCGCUCUGAAGAACAACAUAUGGGCAGAAAUAAACGGAUUAAAAAGCAAACGGGGCCAUGCUGUGCAAGAGGAAGAGGAGGAGCCAGACUUUUGAGAAAUGGGCUCCGCACGUAUCAGAGCAGCUGGGCCUGAUCGUCAAUUUCAGGGAAUCUAGUGUGGGUCCAGCUUGUCGUGGGGGGCAGGGCAGGAUUAGGGUUUGGGAGGGAGAACCCUUGGCUUGCAGGAUAACGUGACUCAUGCAGAGGAUUACAGCCCCAGGCCUGCUAGCUUCCACUUCAUGACCCUUUAAAGAUUAAAAGCCGUGGGAGUUUGAAGCAGCAGCAGCUGAGCUACCUCUUCAUCUCCCUAAUUGUUUUUGGCAGUGUGGCGUGGGAGGGGAGAAAGAGAAGUAGACCAGACCUCAAGGACACACCAAGGUCAUUUGAGGGCAUACAUGUUCAUUUCCGCUACAAAGUUGUCAUUGCUUCUGAUCCAAGCCACAAAUCCCCCCUCUCUGGAUGAGUACCUGGAUUAUCAAGACAUUUGGUGGGGAUGGUGAGGGAACAGGAGAAUUCUUCCAAGUUUAGUUAAACAUGCUUCCUGUGUAGCCUUCCACCCAUCACCCACUUCAAAACUAAGGAGGUAAAGGUAAAGGUUCCCCUUGA
Pogona vitticeps (central bearded dragon) is the source of this 1988-nucleotide messenger RNA. Lineage: Eukaryota; Metazoa; Chordata; Lepidosauria; Squamata; Agamidae. The record is from RefSeq and is a predicted model, not a curated record.